Messenger RNA from Ectocarpus sp. CCAP 1310/34, 5256 nucleotides. The record is from the annotation of a GenBank genome assembly. NCBI's taxonomy places the organism in Eukaryota, Phaeophyceae, Ectocarpales, Ectocarpaceae.
CUCUCGGUGGGAGCCCUUGCGCCACCCAGUUAACUGACGGGUGUUCUGAGGGAAAGGGAGCACGAUGGCUUCUACCAGCUGAGCAUUUUUGCUUCCCGCGCAGAGACGAGGACGAACGGAACUCUGGAGGUAUCUUGACCGGGGGGCGGAUUCUUGUCGCCUCAUCCAUCCUGAGAGAAGAUGUCUCCAGGGCACGGGGGCCGCAGCCACGGCCGCCACGAUGGUGACGACGACGCAGAGUGGAUGCAGCUGCUGAGGCCCAGCGAGUUUCGCGAGGUGCUCGAGAUCGACCGGGCCCGCCAGGACGUCGAGCGUCAGAUCAUACACUCCAACCAGGCCAAGCUUGCGGGCAGGUCGGAGGCGGAGAGGAGGGAAUGGACUACGAGUGGCUACGGAAUGGCAGGGGUCGGCGCCUCCGCCGCCCGCCGCCGACAAGAUGACGUGAUGUCCCACCUAUACUCCAAGGCAUCACGUGGAGGCCAAGACGAUCGUGAAGCUCCUCCCCGGUCCUGGAGAUGGAGAAAAGCUGGCCCAGCUCCCGUCGCAGAAGACACUGGACUUGGUUGCGGGCUUCCUGUCGGGACCUCUCAAGGGUUCGGCGUAGUGACGAUGCUGGUAACCGUCGGCUCCGUCGGCAUGUACCUGUACGAGACCACCUUCGACGAGAGAGACGACGGUAUGGGCGGGGGCGGCUGGUACAAGACCGGGCACGGCUACCCCUUCUGGUUUCUCAUCGUCGAGGUUUUCCUCACGGCCUUCUUCACGGUGGAGCUGGGACUAAGGGCGGUGAUGGCUGAUCACGACCGCAGCUUUUGGCUGUCAACGGCGAGAGGCGAGACGGUGGUAGACAUACUGUCGGUGGUGCCGUCGGUGCUGUUCGUGGCGUUCGACCUGCGACUGUGGGGUUUCUUGAGGUUUCUAAGACUGGUUCGCUGGGCCGACGUCGUGACCAUCUUCAACGGUCGGUGGAGGAUCCGGACCAACGAAAUGGCGGACAAGAAUACCGCAACUUCAGACGAAACAGCGGAAGGCGUGCUAGCACGGAAGCGCGAGUCUUUGACGUCAGGCCUCAAGUUGCUGGCGUUCGUGGGCCGAUACGUUCUCGUGUACGCCGGGUGUGUGUUGCUACUCAGCAGGGCGGAAGGCGACAUCGAGGAUAUCUCCGAAGCAGACCCCGAAGAUGCAAUUGACUUCACCUCAGCCCUAUACAUGGCUGCCACGAUGCUGUCGACGGUGGGAGAAGGGGUAUAUGGGCCCGUCCCCAUGUCCCGGGGUGCGCGCUUGGCGUCCGUUGUCGCCGUGCUGGUGUUCGUGCCCCUCGCGGCCAUCCGGGUGGCCGACGUGAUCAAGAACUCGAGCACUGCGCGCACCCCGGCCCGUGCCGUGUCCCUGCCUUCCUCCGUGCGCGAGAGGCAUGUGGUGAUGUGCGGGUCCGUCAACGCCACGAACCUGAAGGCCAGGCUCCAGGAGAUGUUCCACCUGGACCACGGGAACCACAACAUCCGCUGGGUUAGGGUGGUGGUGAUGUCUCCGAAGCCACCAGGCCCUCGCAUUGAUGCCCUCCUGGAGCACCCCCGCUACCGCGGCCGGGUCACCUACCUUCAGGGCUCUCCCCUACACGACGAUAGCCUGCUGAAGGCCCGCGUGGACGACGCCUCCGCUGUCAUGGUGCUUGCAGACAAAGCCCCCCCAAGCUCGCACGCGGAGGACAUGGGAUUGUCCCUGCAAGCGAUUUCGGUCAUGACUCACGUCGAGCUUGACCGUAGGCAGGGGUGCGGCCCGAGGCUGCUGGUGGAGUUGGUCGACCCCAACGCCGCGCUGCACCUUCAGGCUGCCGGCAUCAAGCACGUGGUGAGCAGCGCGCAGGUGAAGCUCAGCGUGCUGGCGCAGUCGUGCCUCUGCCCUGGGUGGGCCGCGGUUGUGGCCAACCUGCUGGAAUCUAGGGCCGCUCUCCCGGCGGAGGUUCUUCAGCAAGGGUCCUGGUUGGCUGAGUACUACGUCGGGGCCAAGAAGACCUUCUACAGCGUCGAGUUCUCUCCGGCCUUCACCGGGGUUCUUUUCGGGGAUGCCGUCGUGCACAUCUUUGAGUACUUCGAGCUGAUUCUGGUGGCGGUGGAGACGAAGCGCCUUGGACAGGCCGGGCUGGACGGCGAGUACAAUGUGGUCGUUAACCCCGGCGGGGACUACCGCAUCGGCAAGGGUGACCGGGGCUUCCUGCUCGCCGAAUCGCAGGCUGAUGCGCGGGUGAUCUGGGACUACAUGGCGGAGGACGGGAUGGGCGGUGCUAUCGACGAGGGUACCGGCCGCCUCAAGGAGCGCUUUAGCAGCCCCGAGGAAGAGGAGGCCCUUGCGAUGGAAACGCUCGGCACCGCGGGGGUAGCGGGCAUGGGCCCUGAGACAUUUGUGGACAGCAUGGUGUUCAGCCGAACUCUACUGCACUGCCAGAAGAAGCUUCCCGAUGGACGCUCCCCCGACAUCGGACUGCUGCUGGAGUGGGCCAGGCAGUUCCAGGCGUCGAACGGCAUGAGCGACAAGAAGGUGGUGAAGAAAGUGCUCGCGUCCGCGGGGCUCGAGCCGCCCGUCGCCACGGUCCCGGAGUCGGCAGGAUACGACGCCCUCGCCGCCGCGGUGCCCACCAGCAGAACCGCCACCAGCAAGAUUUUCGCCUCUGCUCUCGCCAAGAAGCCCAGCAACCAUCGAUGGGACAAGCAAGAGAUGCUGGGUCGCCCCGGUGGAAGUGUCACCGGCGAUGCUGCUUCUACCCUGGGUCCUUCCGGCAGGCGGCUUCGGAAGGCCGGAGCCCGCGGGGGUCCGGGCGCGCGCGAGAGGUUCUUGUCGGACGUCAUCGACGAGGAGGAUUUGAGCAUCGUCAGCCCCUUGCUUGGUCGAGACGAAGGAGGAGAUGAAGGUGGGACCGGAAGAGCCGGUAGAGGUGAAGGCGGCGGAGCUGAUGGCGAUAAGGGUGGCGUCGAUGGAGACGAAAGCAGAGCUGGUGGAGGUGAUGGAGGUGAAGAGGGAGCCCGAGGGGGCGGUGGAGAUGGAGAUGAAGGUCAAGCCGGCGGAGUUGAUGGAAACGAAGGUGGAGCCGGCAUAGCUGAUGGCAGUGAAGUUGUAGUCGGUGGAGAUGAAGGCACACCUGGUGGAGGUGAUGCGUAUAACGAAGGAGCCAGAGGUGAAGGUGAAGCCGGCGGAGCUGAAGGAAAAUUCCGUGGAGAUGAACGUGGAAUCAGUGGAGAUGAAGUCUUAGCCGGCGGAACUGAUGGAGAUGAAGGAACAUUCAGUGGAGAGGAAGGUAGAGCCGGUGGAGAUGAAGGAAGAGUCCGUAGAGAUAAACGUGGAAUCGAUGGAGACGAAAGUCGACCCGGCGGAGACGAAGGUGGAGCCGCUAGAGCCGAUGAAGAUAUAGAUGGAGCCGGUGAAGCCAGUGAAGAUGAAGGAAGAGCCCGUCGAGAUAAACUUGGAAUCGGUGGAGAUGAAGGUGAAGCCCGUGGAGCCAGUAAAGAUGCAGAUGGAGCCGGUGCAGCCAGUGAAGCCAAAGGUGGAGCCGGUGGAGAUGAAGGUGGAACCGGUGGAGGCAGUGAAGGUGAAGCCGGUGGCGCCGGCGACGAAGGGUCUGCGUUUGGCGGUUACGCAGUCGGCGUGGACCCUGCCAAGCCCGCCGAGCUCACGGACCACGCGCCUGUUCCUCUACCCUUAGAAUUCUCUGUUGACUGCCUCAGCAGGGCGUCGUCUGCUGGUUGUUCUUCUGCUCUGUCCGGUCCAGCGGUACCCGGCGAGGAAGUUGGGCAGGAAUGGGGGAACGGCAGCGAUGGCACGGAAGUUUUCGGCAACAAUGGAAAUGAUGUUGUCGGGGAUAGCAGGGCGAUUGACCCUACCCGGGAUGCGGAAGGAGCAAAAAUUGCAGCUAGCAGAGCAGUACCCUCCAUUGGAAUUCCGCCAUCUACCAGCUUAGAGCAGCAGCCGCAAGAACAACAAGGGGUUUGGCCUACUUCUUCUGGCAGUGCAUCAAACCGCGGCGGCGAUGGUGUCGGGGAAAAGGCUGGCAGCUUGACGGUUGAGGAGAUCAUGUCGGAGCUGAGGACCGUGGAGGUGUCAAGCCUCACAAGGGACGGUGCGUACGACCAUCUCGUGGCCCUCUGCUCGGCUGCUAACACGGCCCGGCUCCCCCCACGCCCGGAGUCCAGUGAAACGAUCAUCACUCCCACCACUCCCACCGCCGCCGCCGUUCCAACUGCGGCAACGAACGCGGUCAUGGACAACGCGCGCCUGGUUGCCGAGGCAGGGGACGGAGGUGGCACCGCCGCCGCCGCCGCCGCUGCUGCUGCCAGCCCUGCCGCUGCUGCAUCCACCGCGACAAUGGGGCUGCGUGCGAGUGUCACUGCUUGCCGUCGGAGAGUGUCCACAGCGAAGCACCUGGUUGGGCACGUCGUUGUGGUGGGCUUCCCUGCGAGGCCAUCGCACCUCGAGUGCUUCCUGCGGCCUCUCAAGGGCUGGACCGGGCGCGCCGGCAUGGGUGGAGGCCGGGAAGUCGGCGGUGGCUGCGUGCCUGUGGUGCUAGUCGCCGACGACGUGUCCGGGCUGGAAUCCGCCCUCGAGGUGGUCGAUAGGCAUGGCUAUGUGAACACCAGCGAGGUUUACCUCUUCGAGGGCUCGCCGGUCAGUCGAACGGAUCUGGAGAACGCCGGCGUGCGCACGGCCAAGGCUGUCCUCGUCAUGAAGGAUUCCAAGGAGAGGUGUGCUUACUGCAAGGACUUGGACUUGGUUGAAUUAUUCUCGUUCGCAUCACUGGCGGGUCCAUGUUCAGUUAACAACUCUUACAAUGCCGAGAGGCUGGUGUGUGCUAUAGCAAUACCGAUAUUCGCCAUACUGCUCAUCUCUCUUGUUCACGACUUUUUCUUGUCCCGUGCUCUCCCACCGCGAAGGACGGUGUUGGUGAACUGGGCGUGGGUGCGGAGGCGAUGGGCCCAACGACUAUUUGUAGCUGUUUCUCGGCUCUGGUAUCACUAUUUACCAAUACGGGUGCAUGUGGUGGUGGAGCUGGAAAGCUCAGCCAACGUCCGCUUCCUACACGCCCGCGCGGAAGCCAACAGUCUAAGCGCCAUCGCCGGCCUGGGCGGCGCCGGGUCGGGCGGCGCGGCCGACGAGGCUCACUACCUGUGGCCCAAGUUCGCCGCCGGGAUGACCUACAACUCGUCCUUCGUCGACUCUAUGUUCGGACAGGCGUUCUACCGCCCCUCUAGGGCCCUCUCCCUAUAG